CACAAACUAUCCUAUAAUUAUCCAAAUAACCGACUCCCUCCACUCUCUUCCAAGUAAAAUUACCAAAACACCCUGCCGACCAUUACAUAUUUAUCUCCGAGUAACCUCCCCCCAAACUCACUUUCUCGUACCAAACAAUGUCGGCGGGAGACCAAAUAGCGGCGGCGUUAACGGCACACUUAGCGUUAGCCGGCGACGGCGCAUUCCUAGGCGUAGCCCUAGCCUACGUGGCAAUUCGAAGCUUCACAAAAUUCAGCGCCACGUCAUCAGCGCUUCGGAAAAUCCGAGAUGCACCUUCCGUACAAGUGUCGGAUCUACGGUCCUUAAUUAACGAAGAAACUGACGGCGAAGAUGGAGGAGAGAGAAUAUCGAAGGUUGUUGUUGUUGUACAAGGUUUAGUAGAGUCAAAGUCUGCUGUCAAAGGUAGUUGGAAGAGUUUGUGGCCUGCUGUUCUUGUUUCUCAUGAUUCUGGUGAUCGUGGUGUUAUUAUUCAGCGAUCUCAGAAGUGUAUAUACAACGAAUGGAGAGGAUUGUUCGGAUGGUAUACUGAUCUACGUGCUGUCGUGGCGAGAGCUUGGAGAGAUCAGGGUUCUUCGUCCAUUAGAAUGGUUCCUUUUGUACUUGUUGAUGGUCGUCAACAGCCGCAUUCUGAUUAUGUUCUGGUUGAUUUGGAUGGUUCAAAACAUCCACUGCCUCUGACAACCGUCUACCAUAAUAUGCAACCUAUUCAAGCUUCCCCCUAUACCUUUCUUCAGGCACUUCUUGGACAUGAAUACCCGGUUGGCGUGGUCGAUGAGGAGAAAAUUCUUCCGCUUGGGAAGGAGGUUACAGCAGUUGGUACUUGCUUUUCAAAGAAUGGGAUUUUUGAGAUCAAGUCAUGCAGAGAUCUUCCUUACUUUCUGUCUGAGUUGACCAAAGAUCAGAUGGUAAUUGAGCUCUCUUUCAAGACGAAGUUCUUACUAUGGAGUGGUAUCGUUGUUGGUACGGUAUCAAUUGGCAUACUUGGCUAUGCAAUUGUUAGGAAUUGGAAUAAAUGGAAGCAAUGGUGGGAAUACAGGAGGGCGCAGCUGCAAAACCGUGCUGUUGAUGGUGAUAGUAGCAGCAACAAUUCCGAGUCUGAAGUUGUUGAAGAUGAAGAAGUGGGAGACAUUCCUGAUGGGCAGUUGUGUGUAAUCUGCCUUAUGAGGAGACGACGAUCUGCAUUUGUACCGUGUGGGCACAUGGUUUGUUGCCAGAGAUGCGCUUUUUCAGUUGAACGAGAUUUAUCACCAAAAUGUCCUGUUUGCCGGCAGGCUAUCCGUGGUUCAGUCAGGAUAUAUGAUUCUUGAGGAGAAAGAAGUGAGGAGCUUCGAAGCCUCGUGCGCGCAGCCUAGACGAGAACAUCACCAACCGGCCGAGUGCAGCAGCCCCGGACGGGCACUGAGGCCCGUGCGGGCUGGUGGUAGGCUCGAACGGGCCAUCUAGUUCCCCUACAUUCUGCCUCGAGGGCAGAAAGUUCUUCCAAGGCCUGCCCCGGGCGGGUAGCUUGCCCUGUUUCGCUUUUUUGCGAUUUUAAUCCGGAUUAUUUCGGAUUUUAUGUUUUUGUUUUAGGGUGAUUUUGUAAACUUUAGAAAGUCAUGUAUAAGGCAUCCUAAAGUCAUUUUAGUCAUCCAAGAUUCAUAUUAGCCACAAAAUAACUCUCUCUCUCUCCUCUCUCUCUUCUUCUUCUCCAUUGUAAUUCCUCCAUUAG
Molecule: messenger RNA, 1729 nt
Organism: Beta vulgaris subsp. vulgaris (sugar beet)
Lineage: Eukaryota; Viridiplantae; Streptophyta; Magnoliopsida; Caryophyllales; Amaranthaceae
Product: E3 ubiquitin-protein ligase SPL2
Exons: 7
Coding region: 138-1328 (396 amino acids)
Biological process (GO): protein ubiquitination; organelle organization
Molecular function (GO): ubiquitin-protein transferase activity
Source: RefSeq, a predicted model, not a curated record